Boleophthalmus pectinirostris (great blue-spotted mudskipper) is the source of this 3184-nucleotide messenger RNA. It is a transcript of the gene laptm4b, whose product is annotated as lysosomal protein transmembrane 4 beta. Bases 153 to 830 code for a protein of 225 amino acids. The record is from RefSeq and is a predicted model, not a curated record. Gene Ontology annotation, cellular component: lysosomal membrane. Lineage: Eukaryota; Metazoa; Chordata; Actinopteri; Gobiiformes; Gobiidae. The transcript has 7 exons.
CCUGCACUUUGCGGAACAACAUCGGUCCAAUGAGUCGGUCCUAGCGCCGCGGAAAGACGUGAACUCGCCUUUGUCGACGACUUAGCCUCGUAUUUCACUCGAUCCAAGUGGCAUUCAUGAACUAGGUGAGGUUCUGUACUGCGGUGGUCAGGAUGUUUUCGCCGUGGGACCGGUGGUACUCGACGAGCUGCUGCCUCUGCUGCCAUGUACGGACGGGCACCAUUAUACUGGGAAUAUGGUACAUGCUCAUCAACGCAGUGGUCUUACUCAUCUUACUGUCUGCGCUCAAUGACCCAGUGCAGUACCGGUAUCACCUGACCAGCUCCGAGCUCGGCACUGACAUCGAUGUCAUGGACGAUGCAAAUAUCUGCAUAGCAACUGCAAUAUCCCUCCUUAUGAUUCUUAUAUGCGGCAUGGCAACCUAUGGGGCCUAUAAGCAACAUGCUGCUUGGAUCAUCCCUUUCUUCUGCUACCAAAUCUUUGACUUUGCCCUUAACACGCUGGUAGCCAUUAGUGUGGUGGUCUACCCCAACACAGUUCAGGACUAUCUUCAGCAGUUGCCAGGGACAUUCCCUUACAAAGAGGACAUCAUGUCCACCAACAACAUGUGCCUAGUCUUUGCAGUCCUGCUUUUCAUCGGCUGCAUCUUAACCUUUAAGGCCUACCUGAUUGGCUGCGUGUGGAACUGCUACAGAUACGUGAGCGGCCGAGGCAGCACUGAAGUCUUGGUCUAUGUCACCACCAAUGACACUACGGUCCUGCUGCCCCCCUACGAGGAGGCUAUUGCCAUCCCGCCCAAGGAGCCCCCGCCCCAGUAUAUGGAGGCAUGAGCACCACAUACUUCUCUGCUGCUGGUCCUCUGCAUGUACCCCCUCCUCCUCCUCCUCCCCCCUACUCACCCCAACCCACCCUCUCCACCUCUUCUACCCCCUCGGACUUCCUACGCUCCCAAUGGUUCUUGUUCAAAUCAAAACAAAAGGACUUAUCCCAAGGAGGUCCCAGCUCCAAAUCUUAAACCCUAAACUCUGAAAUCGCACAACAUUUCUUGGUUGUUGUGGCAGACUGACUUUUCAAAGACAAAAAAAUGGCACUUUUCUUUGACCCAAAAGUGCAUCGUGUGGCCACCAACUGUUACUACAACUCCUGAUACUGUGAAUCCUUGUUGUCUUCAUUGAUAAACUACCUAAAAGUGUGUGCAUGUGAGCAAAUGAGAAUACUGGCUGGUUUUGUGAGAGCACUUUUUUCAGAUGAAUUCCCAUUGAAUGUAAUGUUGGGGUAUUUUUGUAUGACUUUUGUAUAACAGUGAAAAAGGGAAAAAGAAGAGAAUAAUAAUGACCUGUUAAAAGUGAUGUAAUGUGUUAUGGUGUAGUGCUGAAAAGAAGGGGUGUGGCAAUGCAUGGGAAAUAGGCUUAAAAAAUAUAAUAACUGAAAGAGUGAUUUGCAUUUGACAGAUAAAAAUAAAUAGUCUACUACAAAUAGGCCUGUCACGAUGAUACAUUUUGAAGUGCGAUAUAUUUCUAAAGUAAAAAUAAUAUUGAAAUUCGUUUAUGCUACUGACACAAAAACCCAAGAGCAGAUUCAAACCACAAAAACUAUUCUAAAUUUACAGUAUUGUUAAAAAAUCAUGAGCUACAAUAAAUAAAUAGCAGAAUGAAACAUGGCUUCUAUGGCUUAAAUCUUAUCAUUUAGCCAAAAAAAACUAAACAAAAAUUUCCCAGCAGUGCAAUGCAAAAUAUAUACACGCUAAAAAAUAUAGUUCCUUCUUUCACCUUUCUCUCUUUCUUUCAUUUCUCUCACUAGUAUUUAUCAUGACAGGCCUAACCACAAAUGUAUAGAUAAUAUUCAUUGAAUAUCUGUCAAUACAUUAACCACACACUGUUGUUUAACCUCACUCAGUUAGUGAAGUAAGAAGAUUGUGAAAUACGUGCAUUGUUACGUCCCCUCAGAAAAAGUUGUACCGACCAAUAGGAGCUUGUCUUCCUUUUGUAUUCAAUAUGUCUCUGUAAUAUUGUACCGCAUUGAUUUCUAUAGAAACUCUACUCCCACUUUCGAGAGAUCCUUUGUGUAAUCAUUCUCUGAAGCACUUAUUAUACAAUUAGUGCGUCUCAAAAUGACCCAAAUGUGAAUCUGGUAGAGUUUUCUAAUUGUGCUGUUAUCAUCUUGUGUCCCUAUGAAGUUAUGCAGUGUUGACUGUCUUAUUUUUUACACAAUUAUGACUUUUUGUUUUGACUUAGCUGGACUGAGGGCAUUUUCCUACAAAAGACAGUGUGAUAUGCUGCUGAACUCGUCAUGUGUGCUUGAAGCUGUUUGUAGUUUCUUUUGCACGUGGUUUAAUAUCAUGAUGCAUUUUUACUCCUUCUGUCCUUUGAAAGCGCUUAUGUUUUUCAAAGCAUUUAUUGAAAUAGCACAGUAGCACAAAUCAGAUGAUGCUUAGUAGUUCAUGAAGACUUUUACAGGUAAUAGAAUAAGACUGGGGUAGAUUAUGCUCAACUAGGACUGCGCAAUAUUAAGAAAAGGGGAAUUUAAACUAUGUGAAAUUUGUGUAACUGUUAUGUUUACAAUUAACAUUUUAAUCGCUGUUUCCCUACCCUACUCCAAACUGGAAAAAAAAAUCGAAAAAAUCUAAAUGAAAGGAAUUAAAAUGAGACUAGACCAAUGCUGAAUUGAGAUAUCCAACUAUUUUAAUUGAAGUAAAAAUAAUUGGUCACAUUUCGGAUGUUUUUAAAACAUGUACUUCUAAUUUGGCAGGUCUUGUUUUAUGUCAGUCAAAAAAUAAUCUGUGCUAUAUUGUGCAACCUCCUACAUAGAUCUAGCCAUGCAAUUAUUAACAUGUGGUAUUCUUACUAUGCAAAAGUUAGUGUAAAAUUGAUCCUUUCCAUUUGAUACUAAUGUGUUAGUGAAUAUUGUAUCCUUGUCAUUGUCCCUGUGAAUCAGUGCUUCUGCAAAUCCAACAAAACAGCACUUUAUUGUGAGUGAGAAAGCCAACUCCUCCUAUACAAACUGCUGUAAGAGUGUUAAAGCAACGGCCUCUUUUGUAUUUGUGUAACAGGCCAAUGUAUGCUGUUACAGGGACUACCGGCAGAGUGGAUGUAGACUGGACCUUUUACAAUUACAAUCACCAAGACUGUUCUGUCUCUGUUUACUCAUAGUGAUCUUGUUGGAUUUGCACGAGCCCAUGUCAUCA